AUGGUCAGGAUGAUCGAGUCUGUAAAAUUGAAAGUAGAUAUAUAUCUAACAUGACAAGCAACUUGCAAGAAACUGAUAGGAUUGUAGAAAACUUGGCACAAAUUGAGGAAGUCGCAGAAGAUAUUUUGGCUGAUAAACAACACCUCAUUGAAUUUGAUUUAAGAAGAAAUAAAACAAGAGAAGCUCUUAGAUGUUUACAGAAAGACAAGACAGCCAAAAAAUCAUGGAUGUGUGUUGGCAAUAUGUUUAUAAAAAUGCCUCGAGUGACUGCCAUCAGUAUGCUAGAAAAAGAUUUUAGUCAGUUAGAAAAUGAAAUUAAAGAUACACGGAAUGAACUGAAACCAAAAGUAGAUAAAUUACGUGAUUUACAAAAUCAAGACGGUGUAAAAGGUUUUGGACUACAGCCUUUAAAUAGAGAAGAAGUUAAAGCAGUUGAAAGACUUUUAUGAGAUUCUUUUAAGAUGAUUAUUCGAACCUUAAAACUUUAUGUAAAUAUUGUGUGCUUAUAUAGUAGCCUAAAAAUUUGUUACAAAAAUAAAAUGUUAUUCAUAUAAAAAUUCUAGCCUUAAUAAGGCCACAAAAAAUAAGAAAACUGGUGAUUGUCUGACCGGAGAAAUCCAGCUAAAAUAUGAAAUUGUCACAAUGGCCUUCCGUCAAACUUUCUUUGUGAACGCGCUACACACUAUAGAUCUUUUUUUUCAAAUUGCAGUGAUUUUUUUAAAACUUGGUGAGAUUUUCCAUUGAUGUAUAAGGAAAACCCCUAUUAAAUAUGAAACAAGCCAACAGUGAGGCUGAUGUCCCCACCGAAAUCCCGAAAUAAAUAGAUGACACAUAUUAA
Messenger RNA from Patella vulgata (common limpet), 838 nucleotides. Its product is annotated as p53 and DNA damage-regulated protein 1. Bases 51 to 449 code for a protein of 132 amino acids. The transcript is spliced from 3 exons. The record is from RefSeq and is a predicted model, not a curated record. Lineage: Eukaryota; Metazoa; Mollusca; Gastropoda; Patellidae.